Messenger RNA from Maniola jurtina (meadow brown), 1014 nucleotides. RefSeq names its product oxidized purine nucleoside triphosphate hydrolase-like. The record is from RefSeq and is a predicted model, not a curated record. The transcript is spliced from 2 exons. Gene Ontology annotation, molecular function: 8-oxo-7,8-dihydroguanosine triphosphate pyrophosphatase activity. Gene Ontology annotation, biological process: DNA protection. NCBI's taxonomy places the organism in Eukaryota, Metazoa, Arthropoda, Insecta, Lepidoptera, Nymphalidae. Bases 130 to 633 code for a protein of 167 amino acids.
AAACAUUGACAUUGACAAUCAUGAUAUUGUCUUGUUUUGGUUUGGAAAUUGAAAUUUGGUCGAGUAAAUUUGCAGCCAAAAAAUAACUUUGGAAAGUUGAAUUAAAAUAUGAUUGUAUUUUGCUGAACGAUGUAUUUUCGAAAACUUUAUACACUUGUCUUUGUCCGCAACGAUACGCACAUUUUAUUAGGGCUCAAAAAACGCGGCUUCGGCGUAGAUAAAUGGAACGGUUUUGGCGGCAAAGUCGAACAAAAUGAAACAAUUAUCGAUGCUGCGAUCCGGGAAUUGAAGGAAGAAUGCUGUGUGACCGUUAAAAAGUGUAAUUUAAAGAAUAUCGGCCAUUUGGAGUUUACUUUUGAAGGUGACUCCACUAUGAUGGAUGUAAGGGUAUUCUCCACGUCUAUUUUCGAAGGGACUCCCACUGAAACUGAUGAGAUGUCUCCAAAAUGGUUUGCCUACACAGAGAUCCCAUUCCAAGAUAUGUGGCCAGACGAUGCCAUAUGGUUCCCUUAUAUGUUAAAAGAUAAACUAUUCCUUGGCAAGUUUCAUUAUAAAGGAUAUGAUACCAUACUAAACUAUGAGCUACAGGAGCUUGAGUCUAUGGAAGCAUUUUAUCGUAACAGAAAGACUUAAAUGCUUAGUUUUCCAUAAUGUAAAAAUUUGUUAUUGUUUUUUUAAUAAUAAUCUAAUGCAGAUCUAUAGAGCAUACUUUGACUGUGUUCAGUCUUUAGACAUAUGUUAAAAUGAGACAGCGCUAUAUUGCUGGCAUAAAUCUGUCUCUUUUUAAAUGAAACUUAAGUCAAACUUGAGCAAGGUGAAAGUGCACUCUAUUGAUUUUUGCCUAAGACCAUGUUAAACAUGGUUUAUUAUCACAAGUAUUAUAAUUUCAUAACUAAGUAUUAAUGAAUCUUAAAUUCUGUGCUGUGAAAAAUAGAUUUAAGUGUUAGAUAAUAACUUGUUCCUGCACUUUGUUGUUUUCAAUUUUUAUAAAUAAAGUUUGAGAUAUUUUGAUUU